Molecule: messenger RNA, 600 nt
Organism: Entrophospora sp. SA101
Lineage: Eukaryota; Fungi; Glomeromycota; Glomeromycetes; Entrophosporales; Entrophosporaceae
Source: the annotation of a GenBank genome assembly
AUGAGAAUAUUGGUGAUAUCUGUUAUUUCAAGAAUUAAAUUAUUAAGCCACAUAUAUAUUUCAAUUUCAUAUGGUGAAUUAAUAAAAAUUGGUAUUAUUGACCUUGAUUCGCCAACAUAUAAUGAAUUGUCUCUUUUAAACAAAUAUCAAAAUAAUCUCAAUGAUCUUAUUACAUCAUCUGAAAUUGAUGAAAGAAUAAUCAAAAGGAUUAAAAUCAUUUCCAAAUUAAAAACAUUUCCUGAAAGUGAACAAAUAUUAAAAAAGUUUUAUGCAAAUGAUAGUAUUUACAGCAAUGAUCUAGUAGAUUCAAUACAAUUUGCAUCAAGAGCAUUUACAGAAAAAUUAGUGCUGGUAGCUAAUAAACAAAGGAAAAAUGACCUUAAGUCUCAAAAUUCAGAUGCUUUAAAAGCAUUAAUACCAGACAUCAAAAUCAACUAUCUAACAAGGGAUACAGAAAUUUUAAUUAUAGAGCAAGCAAAAUAUAAAAUUGUUGACAAUAUAAAGAACUCAAAUGAUAAAUUUAAAGCAUGCAUUGAAAUGCAUGAUAUGUUAUAUCUUGUUGAAGAGUGUAUUUCAAAAGAUAACAAGUAUUUGCUAUAA